Molecule: messenger RNA, 2439 nt
Organism: Polypterus senegalus (gray bichir)
Lineage: Eukaryota; Metazoa; Chordata; Cladistia; Polypteriformes; Polypteridae
Gene: rnf145a
Product: ring finger protein 145a
Exons: 11
Coding region: 198-2261 (687 amino acids)
Cellular component (GO): endoplasmic reticulum; endomembrane system
Molecular function (GO): zinc ion binding; ubiquitin protein ligase activity
Source: RefSeq, a predicted model, not a curated record
CGCUCUCUGUAAUGGCUGCGAUCUGAUGUGGACUGGGAACGUCGUCCCCUCGUUGAGCCGGAAAGAACGUACAGUUGUUGGAGACGGAUAGACUGUUGAUAACAUGGAGGAUGUCCAAAUGGGGAAGCUCUGUGAAUCUCUAGAAAACGAAGUGAAGUGAAGUUAUCCCUGUGCUGUAAGAAUUGUGAGAACGGAAAAUGGCAGUAAAGGAAAAGUUGGAAGCAGUUUUAAAUGUGGGUCUGCGAGUGCCAAGCAUCAUGUUACUGGAUGUUUUGUAUCGGUGGGAUGUUAGCUCCUUCUUCCAGCAGAUCCAGAGAAGCAGCCUCAAUAACAACCCCCUGUUCCAAUACAAGUAUUUGGCCCUUAAUAUGCACUAUGUGGGUUAUAUAUUAAGUGUCGUUCUCCUAACUUUGCCCAGGCAGCAUCUGGUUCAGCUUUACUUGUACUUUCUCACAGCUUUGCUUCUGUAUGCCGGACACCAGAUUUCCAGAGAUUACGUGAGGAGUGAACUAGAGUCUGGAUACGAUGGACCCCUCUACUUGGAACCUCUUUCAAUGAAUCGUUUUACUACAGCACUAAUUGGUCAAUUGGUAGUCUGCACCCUUUGCUCUUGUGUCAUGCAGACCAAGCAGAUUUGGCUGUUCUCUGCCCAUCUCCUCCCCCUUGUGGCACGUCUUUGCCUGGUCCCUCUAGAAACCAUUGUUUUCAUCAACCGUUUUGCGAUGAUCUUUACUGGCCUUGAAGUACUCUACUUCCUUGCUUCCAAUCUGCUUGUGCCCUAUAAUCUUGCUAAAACUGCUUAUAGAGAGUUGGUCCAGGUAGUAGAAGUCUAUGGUCUGCUGGCACUAGGCAUGUCUCUCUGGAAUCAGCUAGUAGUUCCUGUCUUAUUUAUGGUGUUCUGGUUAGUCCUGUUUGCACUGCAGAUUUACUCUUACUUCAGCACUCGAGACCAGCCCACUUCCCGUGAGAGGCUACUCUUCCUUUUCCUUACAAGCAUUGCAGAGUGUUGCAGCACCCCAUAUUCUCUUCUGGGGCUAGUGUUUACAGUGUCCUUUGUGGCCCUUGGAGUCCUGACCCUUUGCAAGUUUUACCUUCAAGGCUAUCGAGCCUUCAUGAAUGACAACGCAAUGCACCGAGGUAUGACUGAAGGCAUCACACUCCUGGUUUUGGCUGUUCAGACAGGUCUGAUUGAGCUGCAGGUUAUCCACCGCGCCUUCCUCCUCAGUAUCAUUCUCUUCAUUGUUGUGGCAUCAAUUUUACAAUCUAUGCUGGAGAUUGCAGACCCAAUUGUUCUUGCCCUAGGAGCAUCUCGAGACAAGAGUUGGUGGAAACAUUUUCGGGCUGUGAGCCUCUGCCUUUUCCUGCUGGUGUUCCCAUCCUACAUGGCCUAUAUGAUUUGCCAGUUUUUUCACAUGGAUUUCUGGCUCCUCAUCAUAAUCUCCAGCAGCAUUCUCACAUCACUACAGGUGCUUGGUACUCUUUUUAUCUAUGUGCUGUUUAUGGUGGAGGAGUUCCGCAAAGAGCCAGUGGAGAACAUGGAUGAUGUUAUCUACUAUGUCAACGGUACCUAUCGACUUCUGGAGUUUCUGGUGGCAUUAUGUGUGGUUGCUUAUGGUGUGUCAGAGACUAUCUUUGGUGAAUGGACUGUAAUGGGCUCGACAAUCAUCUUCAUCCACUCUUACUACAACGUGUGGCUACGGGCUCAGCUAGGCUGGAAGAGCUUCCUGUUGCGACGCGAUGCUGUUAAUAAAAUCAAAUCGCUGCCAACAGCCACCAGCGCUCAACUGGAGAAACACAAUGACAUCUGUGCCAUUUGCUACCAGGACAUGCAGAAUGCGGUCAUCACCCCUUGCAGUCACUUCUUUCAUGCUGGAUGUCUUAAGAAAUGGCUGUAUGUCCAGGAGACUUGCCCUUUUUGUCAUGGGCAACUGAAAAGCCAGUCUACCCCAUCCCCUGCCCCCUCACCUCCACCAGAACCUGUGGUACAUCAGCCAGCGAAUGAGGAGGUGGAGAACCCAGGUCCACCCUGUGCCACCGAGGCUCCUGCAGAGGAGCCUGUACCCCCGGAGGACAUGGAUGUGACUUGUCAGGACACCUGCACACCAGAGGCUGGAUCUCUUUCGUCUGCAUGUCCCUCAGACAGCCGGCUUGUCCCGGAAUGUAAGAACGGAGACAGCAGGCAUGAGGACUGUCCUGAGCAGCUUGACAAUGUGCCAGUCACGUCAGCGGAGGAGACGGGCAAAGGGCUUGACGCUCAUUGAACUGCACUUGCUUCGGUACUCCCUCUGUGUAAAUAACACUUUUCUGGAGAGCCUGUGGUUUUUCUUCCAAUGAGCGCCAUGACUUUUAGGAGCAAGAAACUUUUGUGUUGCUCACGGCUUUAAGCACGCUUAGGGUUAGCACGCUGCCACUGUCUUGUAGGAGCUCUCCGCUUUUUUU